This is a messenger RNA of Dicentrarchus labrax (European seabass), 3518 nucleotides long. RefSeq lists its product as uncharacterized. The record is from RefSeq and is a predicted model, not a curated record. Bases 199 to 2049 code for a protein of 616 amino acids. The transcript has 3 exons. NCBI's taxonomy places the organism in Eukaryota, Metazoa, Chordata, Actinopteri, Moronidae. Gene Ontology annotation, molecular function: RNA polymerase II cis-regulatory region sequence-specific DNA binding; DNA-binding transcription factor activity. Gene Ontology annotation, biological process: regulation of transcription by RNA polymerase II.
ACCCGGAAAUACAAAGUCUGCUAGGUGACGAGCUGCUUUAACGGGAUCAGGACGCAGUGGAGCUGUUAUCAUCUAAUAAAGAACAUGUGCAGUAUUUCUUGCUCUGGUUGUUUUGAAGCCCAGUGUCUGCCAUAUUGAAGCCGCUCGUAUAAAGCUAACCCGUCGAUCUGGCGACAGCACCAGCGUUUGUUUCAAUUCAUGGACAAAGACAAGUGUAGCGACAUUCAUGGUCAGUGUUCCUGGAUGGAGAUGCAUCAGUUCAUUGACCUCAUCACAUCUGGAAACGCCUCCAAGGAUCAGCCAGAUGUGUUAAACGCGGCGUGGGGCGUGGCUGCUGCCGGUGGCGGGGGUGAGGCUCUGGGGUUCAAAGGUGCUUCACUGGAACCUCUACAACAACCCAGACCUACCCGGGAUAAGUCAGAGACAGAGCCGGGCCGACAGAUCCAGCCCGGGGCGCCACAGAGGAAGCGAGAGACCAGAGACAGGAGAGAAGAUCUGCAUUAUGCCUGCACCUGCCCCGGCUGCCCUUACUCCACUUCCCCGUCUUCCUUUGAGAUUUUGAAACCCAGACAGUCUUUGUCCUCGCCGCCACGCCCGGACGCAGUAUGCCACCACUUACCGGACACCGAACCGAGCAGCAGCACCGCCAGAUCCGAGCCAGAGAGUACGACGACCAGCCGACUGCAGAGGGAGGAGGCAGACAGAGGGACUCGGAGCCCAGACCACAACUCCGACACUCCACCUUCCAGAGCGUCCUCCUUGUCCCACGUCUCUAUGUUUCCCUGCUUGUGCUGCCAUCGCAGCCUCCAGACCUGCAGCCAGAUCCUGAGCCACCAGGAAGGUGCAGACUCCCCGUUUUCCCACACCCACGCCCAUCAUCAUUUUCAUCACCACCACUGCCCUGUAACCUCUUGUUUACCCUGCCCUCAGCUUGCCCACUCCCAUCCUCCACAGAUCUCUGCCCCCUUUCCCUGCUUGCCUUGCCAGCGGUCCUUUCCCACCUGCACCCAGGUGUGCCACCACCAGCACAGACAAACGCCUGCUCAGCAGCAAGAGGAAAGAGGCAGGGCGGCUACGAGCAUGUUGUCGCUACACCCCUGUAUGCACUGCUCUGCUUCUUUUUCCAGACCAUCUCAGUUGCUGCAGCACCAGCGCGCUGAGCACGCCCACAAACCAGCUGGCUUUCUGUGCACGGAGUGCGGCAGGACCUUCAACUCACACAGCAACCUCCGCAUACACCUCAAUGUGCACACCGGCGCCCGGCCCUACUCCUGCUCCGAUUGCGGGAAGAGUUUUAGCCAGUCGGGGGCACUGAAGAUCCACAGGCGCAUUCACACCGGUGAAAGGCCGUACUCCUGUGGAUUCUGUGGCAGGGGGUUUCCCCAUCUGGCAGGGGUCCGCGCCCAUCAGAGGACCCACACGGGAGAGAAACCCUACCGUUGCAGCCAGUGUGGGAAAUGUUUCACCCAGUCCGGAGCUCUUAAGAUUCACACCCGCAUCCACACAGGAGAGAGGCCCUUCAUCUGCAGCCUCUGUGGGAAAGGCUUUUCCAACCGCUCUGGGAUCCGCUUUCACUACCGCACAGUCCACGGCCUGGCCCCCGAGCACACUGGAGAAGCUGGAGCUGGGGGUGCAACUCGGGGACCAGCAGGCCGUGGUUAUCCACCUGGGCGUCCCAGGACUUUUCCUCUGCCCGGUGUUGGGCUGAACACACCCAACAGCCCGGAUAGCAACUCGCAGACCGCUCCAAAUUCCAGAGAUUCCCCUGUGUCAACUGCUGCUCAUCCCGGCUCGACUCUGCUCGGCAGCAACGAGGGCAAAUCUCAGUCAGAGGGAGCCAAUCCAGGCAGUAACAGAGAGGGGCUUCUGUACGCAUGUGAAGACUGUGGCCUGUGUUUUAAGGAUGCCCCGUCCAGGAACAGACACCAGACUCUGAUGCACUACUCUUCUGAGGGGAGAGAGGAGGAGGAGGAGGAGGAGGAGGAGGAGGAGGGCCAGAGGAAAGAGUUAAGCACAAACGAGAGGGUCCAUGAUAACGGUGGAGAGUGAAUUAAUGUUGGUUCAUUUAAAAACAGGCUGAACAUAAACGAAUGUGGAAACCACAGAGUAAAUAAGUUUAAAAAAGUGUUGAAAUCAUUUGUGUGAAAUAUACUCUGUAGUUAAGUGUUAUUACUCUUUUUUUUUUUUAUUACAUUUUAAGUUGAUAUAGCUUCACUUCCAAGCUGUUAUAUAGAUUUUCAUGUAGUUUUUCAUUUGCAAAUUUGUAACACCAUGAAGGGUUUUCAAGCAGAGAUUUCUGAUUUGAUAGAAGUUCAGAUUGGUUGACUUUUUUCUCUAGCGAGGUGUCCACUUCCCUGUUUGUGCAGAUUCAUCUCUGCUACAGGGUGUAAGUCGAUCUUAAAAAUAACCUUAAAACCAACUUCUAAAGUAUAUUUCUUAAUACAGUUGUUUUAUUGUGCCUUACUCAGCAGUGGAAGAGGUUCGCAGACUGAUCGCUAAAUGUGGCACAACAAAUGACAUUUUUUAGGGUCUUUUAGGAACAUUUUCAGAUGUAUUGGAGGACUACCACUGCCACCUGAAUAUUAUUAUACGUACUGCCUUUUAAUAGGAAAAAGUACAGUUUUCUAUGUUAUUUUGUAUUUUGCCUCUAAAGAUUAUCAGUGUGAACAACAACAGUCAUAUAAGUUUAUUUAAAUUACGUUCUUUAAUAUUUUUAAUACCUUUAUUUCCCUUACAAAAUAUAAGACAAUCCAGUGGACUUUGCAUGGCAUAGAAAAUUAAGUAAGUAUGAAAUAAGGAGUUAAUUUUACUGAGUGUUUGUCACUUGUGGUAAAGUUUCUGCACAGCGGCAAAAGCCCAACAAAAAACAAGAAGGAUGCUGGGAUUGUUUUUAAUGUUAUGUUUUUGUGAUACUCUUAACCCAGCAGAGGAAACAAAAAAUAUUUUUAAUUCUGGUGGGCAACAACAUGACAACAGCUCUGGAGUUCGGUUGAGGUAUGUGUGCCUGGCUCAAGGAUACUGCAGUAGGUUGAACCAUGGGGGCUCUUGUCCAUGUGAAGUAAAGUCCUCCAUCCUAAUCACAACACCCCCUUGCCUGUUGUGCCUUUGUGUAUUACACUAUAAUCCAAGCAUUUAUUUUAAACCAGUGUUUGUUACUUUACUGUGUGUGUUAGAAAUGGACAAUGUAACAAUUAUCUGAGGAAAGAGAACCAGCAGACAAAUAAUCACAUUAUUGUUAAAUGUUUAAAGCUCAAGAGAGCCACCUAGUGGUUACACAUAAUCAUAGCAACAAUCUUUACCACUUAGUUACAGUGUACAAUUGAGUGCUUCUUAAAUGUUUUCUGUUUACAAAACAUAUUGAAAUUACACAUUGUGAAUACAAUGUUUUGUCAGGACAAGUAACAUUUAAUACACUUUUUUUUUGCAUUAACCUGUUAAAUAGACACACAUUGCUGUAUGUGUUUUCUGAAAGUGCAGCUUGUGAUUAAACAUUUCAUCAAUAAACAGUAUCUCUGAGA